Sceloporus undulatus (fence lizard) is the source of this 740-nucleotide messenger RNA. RefSeq names its product sialic acid synthase-like. Lineage: Eukaryota; Metazoa; Chordata; Lepidosauria; Squamata; Phrynosomatidae. Gene Ontology annotation, biological process: carbohydrate biosynthetic process. Gene Ontology annotation, molecular function: N-acylneuraminate-9-phosphate synthase activity. The record is from RefSeq and is a predicted model, not a curated record.
AUGAAGCACAAGACUGACAUAGCCAUUUCUUUCCCAGCAGUUGUGAUGGGAGUUAAAGUACUAGAACACCAUAUUAUGCUGGACAAGACCUGGAAAGAAGGAAGUGAUCAUGAGGUGACCCUGGAGCCCAAUGAACUGGUGGAAUUGGUGAGAAACAUCCGCAUGGUAGAAAAGGCUAUGGAGUGGCCAGUCAAGCAGCUCUUGCCCUGUGAAGUUGCCUGCAAUGAAAAGUUGGGAAAAUCUGGAAUUGCUAAAAUCUGGAUCCCAGAAGGCACAAUGUUUACUCUGGACAUGCUGACAGCCAAGAUAGGAGAACCCAAAGGUUACCCACCAGAAGGCAUCUUUGAUUUGCUUGGAAAGAAUGUCAAAGUUACAAUUGUGGAAGAUGACACCAUUGUUGAAGAUGUCUUUGAAAAAAGUGAAAUUCUAAAUUGAACUGUUUGUGUUAAGCUGCAAAGUUACAAAGAAGAGGCUUGGAGAUGUGAUCCUCGGGGGCCUUUUCUUUCUGGCAGGUGAACAUGCUUAUAUAGCAGCACAUUGGUCAUUUUGAACAAAGAGUAACUUAUUUGCAACUAGUUGUUGCAGAGCUCUGGUUCAGGCAACUUUAUACAGGGUGUGCCAAAAAUCAUGUCUUGUAGACAAUCUAAUAGUCUAAAAGAGGCCAUUAUAUUAGAAUUUGGGAAUGUCCGAGAAACUAUUACUUAUUUAAGAAUCUUCUUUUUUAAAAAAAUAAAUUUUAU